AUGGAUCUGGAUACUCUGGAUCAGGAUUUUCAGGGUCUGGAUAUUCUGGAUCCGGAUUUUCUGGGUCUGGAAUUUUUGGAGUUGGAAACCAAGGAUCUGGAUUCUCUGGAUCAGGAUUUUCUGGUUCUGGACUCUUUGGAGACAGCAACAAUGGAUCUGGAUUCUCAGGAUCUGGACUCUUUGGAGGCGGCUACUCUGGAUUUAGUGGCUCUGGAUUAUUUGGAGGUGGGUACUCUGGAUCAGGAUACUCUGGAUCUGGAUUCAGUGGCUCUGGAUUAUUUGGAGGUGGUAAUUAUGGAUCUGGAUACUCUGGAUCAGGAUUUUCAGGGUCUGGAUAUUCUGGAUCCGGAUUUUCUGGGUCUGGAAUUUUUGGAGUUGGAAACCAAGGAUCUGGAUUCUCUGGAUCAGGAUUUUCUGGUUCUGGACUCUUUGGAGACAGCAACAAUGGAUCUGGAUUCUCAGGAUCUGGACUCUUUGGAGGCGGCUACUCUGGAUUUAGUGGCUCUGGAUUAUUUGGAGGUGGUAAUUAUGGAUCUGGAUACUCUGGAUCAGGAUUUUCAGGGUCUGGAUAUUCUGGAUGCAGAUUUUCUGGGUCUGGAAUUUUUGGAGGUGGAAACCAAGGAUCUGGUUUCUCAGGAUCUGGAUUCUCUGGUUCUGGAAUCUUCGGAGACAGCAACAAUGGAUCUGGAUUCUCAGGAUCUGGACUCUUUGGAGGCGGCUACUCUGGAUCCGGUUUCUCAGGCUCUGGACUCUUUGGAGGUGGCUUCUCUGGCUCUGGUUACUCUGGAUCUGGUUACUCGGGAUCUGGCAUCUUUGGAGGUGGCUUCUCCGGAUCUGGAAAUUCAGGUUCUGGAUACUCAGGAUCAGGGCACUCUGGACAAGCUGGUGGUGGACUAUUUGGGGAUAGUUCAGGAUACUCAGGAUCUGGAAACUCUGGAUCAGGAUACUCUGGAUCUGGAUAUAAUGGAGGUGGGCUGUUUGGGGUCUCUGGAUACUCCGGGUCUGGAUACUCUGGAUCUGGAUACUCUGGAUAUGGAGAUGGCCUCUUUGGGGGUGGCAGUGGUGCCGGGGUGUUUCCUGGAAACUCAUCUGGAUACCCUGGUCACUCAGGUCAAGCUGGAUAUUCAGGGUACUAUGGUACUGGUCUUUUUCCAACUAGUUCACAAGAUUCAGAAACAAUAAGGGCUCGUCAUUCUCGU
Lingula anatina is the source of this 1199-nucleotide messenger RNA. RefSeq lists its product as uncharacterized. Gene Ontology annotation, molecular function: calcium ion binding. Gene Ontology annotation, cellular component: membrane. Lineage: Eukaryota; Metazoa; Brachiopoda; Lingulata; Lingulida; Lingulidae. Gene Ontology annotation, biological process: cell-matrix adhesion. The record is from RefSeq and is a predicted model, not a curated record.